UUCAUCUCAACCAGCUGUUUUUUGCAUAUUAUUUUCGCCAAACCACUUUGCGAUUAAGCGACGGGAGAUAAAAAAUUAACCAGCAGAUAAGCUCAAAACUAACCUUGAAUAAUGAAGUUCCUGCAAACAAUCCGCAAGAUGAGCCAAGAAAUCUCUGACGUCAAGCUUUCGGCACUUCGUCUAAAGUACCAUGAACGGAAGGAGGCUUUCCUGGAAGAGAAUAUCAAUGUAAAAAACCCCUUUUGCGUGUUUCGCGAUUGGCUGGAGUUGGCCCUGAAAACACCGGAGAUUUUGGAGCCCAAUGCCGCCGCUUUGGCCACCGUCAGUCCCGAAGGAAAACCAUCGAAUCGAUUUGUCUUAGUGAAAGAAGCUACCGCUGAAGGUUUCACUUUUUUCACCAACUACAAAAGUCGCAAGGCCGAUGAGAUCAAGGCCAAUCCCAAUGUAGCCAUAUCUAUCUACUGGCUUCCUUUGCGAAGGAGUGUCCGCAUCGAGGGCGUGGCCGAGAAGAUUCCGCUAGAGGAUUCCCUUAAGUAUUUUCACGAACGGCCCAGGGCCAGUCAAAUUGGAUCCGCUGCCAGUCCUCAAAGCCAGCGGAUUCCGUCGCGAAACUACUUGGACCAGGUGGAGGCAGAAAUCAAGGAGAGACUAGGUCCCGAUGGAGAGGUUCCACUGCCCAGCUGGGGCGGUUACCUAGUGCGGCCCAACCUCAUUGAAUUCUGGCAGGGCCAGACCGAUCGCCUUCACGAUCGUAUCCGCUUUAGACGAGGUGCUGGAGUGGAAUCCGAGGUCGACGGGGAACUCGUCCACAAGGGAGAGGAUGGUUGGGUCUACGAGAGAUUGGCUCCCUAAGCAUGAAAAUCUGUCUUUCAGCAACAUAUGGAUUCGCACUGUCUUCCAAAUGUAAUUGAAAUGGACGAGAAGUUUUUCAAAUGUUAAAUACACAAUAUUGCUGAUUA
Drosophila rhopaloa is the source of this 959-nucleotide messenger RNA. RefSeq names its product pyridoxine/pyridoxamine 5'-phosphate oxidase (gene sgll). Bases 112 to 852 code for a protein of 246 amino acids. The record is from RefSeq and is a predicted model, not a curated record. Gene Ontology annotation, molecular function: FMN binding; pyridoxamine phosphate oxidase activity. Gene Ontology annotation, biological process: pyridoxal 5'-phosphate biosynthetic process; pyridoxine biosynthetic process. The transcript has 3 exons. Lineage: Eukaryota; Metazoa; Arthropoda; Insecta; Diptera; Drosophilidae.